Prosopis cineraria is the source of this 679-nucleotide messenger RNA. Its product is annotated as olee1-like protein. Bases 69 to 569 code for a protein of 166 amino acids. NCBI's taxonomy places the organism in Eukaryota, Viridiplantae, Streptophyta, Magnoliopsida, Fabales, Fabaceae. The transcript has 2 exons. The record is from RefSeq and is a predicted model, not a curated record.
UUAAGGAUGAGAAUGAUCCUUGUGUAUCAGCUGCGAAGGGCUGAAACAUUUUAACCUAAAGAACCAAAAUGGGAAAGCCAUCUUCUUUGGUCACUCUCAUUGUUUCAACCCUUUGCUUCUCAGCCCUUUUAGAGUUUGCUCAUGGUGAUAAUGGCACUUACAAUAUUCAAGGAAGGAUUUAUUGCGACCCAUGUCGCUUCCAACAAGAGACCAGAUCUAGCAUUCCUUUGAAAGGCGUUAAGGUGAUUUUGCAAUGCAAAACAUCAGAAGAAGGCAACAUGACAUAUACCAACACUGGAUUAACGGAUCAAAAUGGCGUAUACACUAUUCCAAUGAAUGACAAUCAUGAGAAUAAUUAUUGUGAGAUAUCAACUGAUCAGACUACUCACCCAAGUUGUACUGAGACAGUGGCUGCUAAGGGUGAUAGAGUUACGCUGAUAAACACGAAUGUCUUAUCAUUUUCAACUCGUUUCGUCAGACCCUUGGGGUUCAUGUCCAAAGAAUACGACCCUCGAUGUGCCCUCAUGGUUAAAGAAUAUGAUAUAUUCAACAUUAAGGUUGAUGAUUGAGUUUGGAGAGGUUAUUAAUUAAUUGGAAUGUGAGUUGGUAAUUUAUUUUGCCAAUGAGUUUGCCAUAUUCAAUAAAUGAUUGUCACCAUGAGCCUCUCAUGCUUAUGAUA